AUGCCAAGACUCACUCACGCACCAGUAUCUCCCGCUUCGCAUCAAACAUCGAUAUGUUUGGAUGCCAGAGAAGUUCGAGAAGCGCUCAAGCCGAUCUAUGCCGAGCUUGAAAAGAAUAUCACGGAAAGGAACAUGGAGGCAAUCUUCAAACACCUCCACACUGACUGUGUGGUUGUGCAAAAAAACAAGGAAGAGAUCGGUGCAAAAAUGAAGAAAUUUCUCGAAGAGCACCAACCGAAGAAUCUCAAGAGAUCGAACGCGACAUAUUGUGGUUGUGAAUGUUGCAUUUGUGUGUCUGUUGAGGUCGGUUUCGAUACGCCAAAAGGGCCGGCUAAAGUGGUUGAGCAUCACAUUUGGAAGAAGCAGA
Messenger RNA from Ostertagia ostertagi, 367 nucleotides. The record is from the annotation of a GenBank genome assembly. NCBI's taxonomy places the organism in Eukaryota, Metazoa, Nematoda, Chromadorea, Rhabditida, Trichostrongylidae.